Dibothriocephalus latus is the source of this 462-nucleotide messenger RNA. Lineage: Eukaryota; Metazoa; Platyhelminthes; Cestoda; Diphyllobothriidea; Diphyllobothriidae. The record is from the annotation of a GenBank genome assembly.
AGAGCCAAUGAAGAAGUCGCUGAUUUACGACAGGAAUUGGAAGGGAAGCAGCGACGAAUUGAGGAGGUGGAGGGUCGGAUGAACACCUUAAAAAUGCAGGUUGCGGAGAUGGAGAAUGCUUUUGGCAGAUCCGAAACGAGGGUUGACGAAACCUCUCAGCGUCUGCAGAUGGAACGUGAGGAGACUGCGCGACUGCAGUUCCAAAUAGAUUCGAUGACGACUGAAAGAGAUAAGUUACAGCAAGAGCUUGAUGAGAUUUUCCAAGCGAAAACAAACCUCCAAAAGCAGAACAAGUACUUGGAGAAAAAGUACCUUAGUGCUGUUUGCGAACGGGACGAGGCCGCAACUGACUGCUCAAAGUUAAACAGCGAACUUAAAGAGGCCGAGAAGAGGCUGCAUGACUUCGAGGCUGACGCUUUAUCCUGGGCCUCCAAGUAUCAGGUAUGGCAGAUUUUACUGUAA